Sphenostylis stenocarpa is the source of this 507-nucleotide messenger RNA. NCBI's taxonomy places the organism in Eukaryota, Viridiplantae, Streptophyta, Magnoliopsida, Fabales, Fabaceae. The record is from the annotation of a GenBank genome assembly.
AUGGUUUCGCUUCAUCCACUAGUGUGUCCUACGUCACUUUCCUCUUCUUCCUCCCAUUUUUUCAGAUCCUCCCUUUGGUCUACCUGCUACCGCUCCGUAAGUUUUGCCCCGAAACGAAGGAACAGCUUCAUAACUGAGCAGCAACCUUCUCUCUCCUGCAAUGCUUCGUGGCAAGAGCUCGUCGGAGUUUUACUUUUCUCAGCGGUUCCAUUCACUGCCGUGAAAGCCAUAGCUAAUAGUCCGCUAGGCAAGUCGCUCCGUAGGAAAAUGGAGGAGAGAAAAAAAUUUGCUGUGGAAAACUCGUCUAAAUUCAAGGCCUUAGCCAACAAGGCCCGAAAGGAGAGCUUUUGGUAUGGAGAAGAUCGACCUCGUUGGCUUGGUCCCAUAUCAUAUGAAUACCCAUCUUAUCUUGCUGGGGACCUACCCGGGGAUUAUGGCUUUGACAUUGCCAUGCUAGGCAAGGAUCCUGUGGUACUGCAGAAAUACUUCAAGUAUGUCAUAUUUUGA